UCAGUUCAUGCUGAUGAAAUUUGUAUUUCAGCAACAGACUGUGAGACUGCAGACAUGACUGGCACGCUGAAGAAAUUGUACCACAUAGUUGCUUUUGGCUGGUAUAUCUUUGUCAUUCAGUCUGUUUAUGCAAAACGCAAUUCAGAUAUACCACCUGGGAUGUUUGUCUAUGGCGGACCCUGGAAAUACCUCACAUUUUUGAACCUGGUCUUACAGCUUGUGUUUUUUGGACUGGCAUCUGUGAAUGACCUUAAGCCUGUGGGGAAAGGCUCCAAAAUGUCACUUCUGUGCCUCUCCAAGGACUUGCUCUUUUCUGUCUUUGCGUUUCCAGUGGGAAUGUUUGUAGUUCUGCUGUUUUGGCUGAUUUUUACCUAUGAUCGACAACUGGUCUAUCCAGCUUCAAUGGACCGCCUCUUCCCUCCAUGGAUGAAUCAUGCUAUGCACAGUCUUGUUCUCCCAAUCGUGUUUGGUGAGAUCCUGGUGGAGCCACAUAUCUAUCCUAAAAUAAAGAAUGGUUUGGCUGCUUUAGGAUUUGUUACUGCUGCUUACUUAGGAUGGGUUGUUUGGGUGUAUCUAACGGUGGGAAUCUGGGUUUACCCUAUACUGGGGAUGUUCAGCAGCUCAGGAUUGACCAUCUUCUUCUUUUUUAACAUGCUUGUGAUGGCGCUGCUGUACUUACUGGGACAAACUUUGAACCAUGAAGUUUGGGGGAAAAAACAUCCAAAAUUUACAAGAACAUAAUGACACAUGAUUCCUGUAAAGGUGUUCUGGCGAACUGGCCUCAUGAAUAUCUGAUAUGAAUCAUUUCCAAGUGAUUUGAGUGGCGUCAGUGCAGAUGUCUGAUGCCACUCAUUUGUAAUAAGUACACUAGCAUUAUCAUAGUUUUG
Molecule: messenger RNA, 887 nt
Organism: Carassius auratus (goldfish)
Lineage: Eukaryota; Metazoa; Chordata; Actinopteri; Cypriniformes; Cyprinidae
Product: androgen-dependent TFPI-regulating protein
Exons: 6
Coding region: 55-741 (228 amino acids)
Cellular component (GO): endomembrane system; membrane
Source: RefSeq, a predicted model, not a curated record